UAAAUUUAUAAAACACAACAAAUCGGCAAAAAUCUCAUUGCACGCGAUUUGUUGAGUUAUUUUAUUUAUUAAUUUUUAAUUUAAAGUCUUGCGUACUUAAACUACCUAGUUUCUAGUGCCACAAAGAACAAUCAGCCUGUUCAUAAAGCAAGAGCGCAAAUCAAAACAAAUUCCAGUAACCAGUCGAGUCGUACGGUCGUCGUCGGGUCGGUCGGUCAUCAUCAUCUAAGAACUCACUAGGACAGUGCAGGUGCUCCAAAUAAAAGUUCCUGCAAUUACAAUACGGAGCAAAUAUGGAUGAAUUCAAAAGUGUUACGAAGAAUUCUUCGGUUGUGAAAAUAUCUGCAUUGCUUGAAAAAAUCUAUGCGAAAAUUUGUGAAAGUAAAGAGAAGAAAGUUCUUGAACAUAAUAUCAAAGAAAUUGAAUUCCUAAAAACCCAAUGCAAAUCGGACAUCAUCCAGCUAAGUCUUAUGAGUUCGCAAACAUUUGUGCGACUCGUUGAAUCUGGAAUACUCGAUGUAAAUAACGUGCUGGUCAUGCUUAUCUCUAUGCUGCCUAAUUCCAGCUCUUCACAACACUCAGUCAUUAGCGAAUCAGUUAUUAGCUUAUUGUUAUUAAGCUUGAAACGAAAAGCAGCUCAAGUCAAAGAUAAUGAACCAUUCCAGUCUACUUAUGGCCUUAAAACACAACAACAUCCCUUGAUUACCCUUAUCCAAAAUAAGGGUGUCGAUAUAAAUGAUAUUGCCAAUAAAAUCAAUGGAAUUUGUAAUCAUCAAGAUAAACAAAUAAAGAAACACAGCACUGAAUACCUUCGUCCGGUGUUCUUGUAUAUUCUUUGCAAUCCAGAGACCCUGCCUUAUUCGAAAACCAUCUGGACUGGCCUACUUGCAUUGGCUAAAACCCAAACAAAUGCAAAACAUCUUACCAAGGAAAUUAUUCUAUGGUCCAAGAUCUCAUCGACCAGCACCAGUCUUUUUACAAGUAUAAUCCUUAUAGAGGCUGUCGACCAUUAUCUUGCUCAAAAGGACUUUGAUCAAGCAAUUGAUUUAGCUGUCUAUCAGGCAGUAGUAAUUCAAAACCUAGCUGGGUUUGGAAUCGAUCCAAGGCCAAGUUUACAAUCAAUAUUACGUGUCCUGCACUCAACCAGGGAACACAAUCAAAAUUUUUACAACGUUCUGUUAAUAUUGCUCGCUCGUAAUGUGCACAUACUUUCACCGAUAUACUUGCCCGACCUGUUGCGACUGAUAGCUUACAUUGUUGUGCAAGAAAACUGUGGGAAUCAAUACAUUCUGAACAUGUGUCUCGAUGGUAUCAUCUUGUGGAUGUCUCAGACUGCAUUCAUACCUACAGAUGGUGUAGCCUUGGCCCAUCAGAUUGUGAAAAAAAUUAUCUCUCUCAACAAACUUCCUCAGGAAGACGAACAACGACCAACAAUUUCUACAAAAGAACUCUCGAAAGAAAUCAAAAAUAUCCAUCCAGAUGUUGCAAUUGCAUUUGAUUUAGCCAAGCUAGUUGAGAGCUUCGAUGAGUCGGAAUUUAAAGAUGUUUUUACAUUUGUCGAUGCUCUGAAUGUUAAAGCUAAGUCAAAUUUUUGUCAGAGCAUCAACCUAUUUCUGAGGGCAUUAUUUCUAUCGAGGGAACCAUCAAUGGAUUGUUGGUUUAGGAUCUACGAGAUUAUUUUGGAGAUUAUUAAAAUAAACGGUGAUAUUGCAUAUGAUUUUCUGAUGACGUAUGUUUUCAAAUUGGCGGAAGAGGUAAAUCCGGAAAUACAAAUUGAGCUUUUAAGAGGUCUGCCGAAUUUUGGUGUUUCAAAGGACAACAUACCAAUGAUCUUAAACACGAUUCGGGCGAUGAAUAUCAAAAACCCCACCUUCUGCAUGGAUCUAUAUCUGCGUUUAUGGCGAAUUGAAGGACGAACUUAUCCAUUUCUUAAAAAACUUUUAUCACAGCCCCAUAAGGAGUUAGUCGGGACAGAACUUUCAGAAUUUGAAAUAACAAAAACUCAUACCAUUAAAGAAAUUUGCUCUGAAAGGCCAAAUCAAUACGGAUCAGAUCUGGUAUCACAUCUCUCAGAUACUCUUAACUCAUGUACCGACAAGGAUGGCGAUCUUGCAACGUCCUUAGCCUUAGAUGCCAUUAUUUCACUAUGCGAAAGCCAUACCGUAAACAUAGUAUCUACGUGGAAAGCUCUGAGUGGAAAGUUCCGUCAUGAAACACGCCCGCGAACCUUAAAAAGCUUACUUCAGUUCUUUGCCCAGGUUCCAUUAUUACAAACACCAACUUUGGAAUAUGAAAAUCUAGUAGAAGAUGCUUUGGAUAAUAUUUGGAAAACAAUCUGCAUAUCGGACAAUCUAGAGAUUAUUCAAGAAGCUUUUAAAGCCCUGACUCACUUCGAAAUUAACACCCUUAUGACACUUCGACACAUACCACCGAUAUUCAGAGACUUUAAAUACGUAGCCAGUGAAUACGAGUAUAACCAACACACUGGGAGAGAAAUCAUCGAUUUACAAAACGAAACAAUACCUGGAGACUGUUGGAUUCAAGUCUUACAAAGGGUUCGACCAGAAUGUACAUCAGCUGUAGCAGAUCUUCUUUCUCAUUAUAUUUACCAGGAAAUAAAUGGCUAUCGAAGUGGAGUUUAUAGAAUACCUGAAGGCAAACCCGAACCACGUAAGAUCCAAGUGAAUGAUCCGAAAAGUGUUCUUCGAGCGGUACUUAACUAUUUGGUAUCACAAUCGCGGUUCGGUGAUCGUCUCAGUGAGCCACAUGUAGUGACGAACGCCCUAAGGGCCAUUUCGCAAAAAUUUCCAAAACCCAUACCACCCUUAGACUGGUGCUUUCUGCACAGUUUUUUCCAUUUGAAUUUUGAAACUCGAAAAUAUUGCAUAUUAAUAGCAAAAAAUCAGAUUCUUCACUCGGGAACAGCGAGGAGAUUGUUAGAGAAUUUCCUUACAGAAUUCGAACCUAAUUGCUUCGAAAAGGAUCUCCUCCUGUUGUUCAAUGUUCUUCCAGAAAUAGCUAACGGAGUUAGUUUGCAAAUUAUCAAAAACUUCACAGAGAAGAUUGCUGUUUACUGCUUCAAAGAAUCCCAACUGAAUGGAUUUGCAGAAGGCUGCCUUUUUGAGAAGUUUUUAGAUAGUGCAAAAUAUAUUUUUACUGGCAAAUGUGAUAUUCCAGAGGUUCUUGACGUCUACACAUUGAUCAUAGAAAGAUACAUGGAUUCAAUGGAUAUUGACUCUAAGCUAUUUGAAAAAUACACAGAAGUUUUGGCAACGAUGCAUCCAAACUCAAUUGAUGGCCUAACAUCUCCGUGCAAUUGGUGGGAAAAACCCAUUGGAAAGCUAAAGAAAGCCACACUAAUUCGAUGUUACUUGGUGCUCUACAAUGACAAACUACCAAAUCCACUCAAAUGGUUAAAUCCCAUUAUAGAUGCGUUUGCAGAAAAACCUGAAGAGCAAACUUUUCUAUUUCGACACUUAGCAGCAACUUUGUAUGCCUUCAACAAUGAUGAAUGCUCGUGCGCUUGGAUUAUGGAAUUAUUUUUACAAAUUCAAGCGCUUUUAGCAAAUUCUUCGAUCAAAGAGAAGCUGGACAAAGCUUUUUAUAUGCUAGAUAUAUUUAUUCUAGCAAUUGAUGUUUUAUCAGGUUGUGCUGUUUUGUUAGGAAAUCUCGAUGUGAUUGCUACCUCACGCGCAGAUCGAAUUGAAAUUUUCCCAGAAAGUUUACAAUAUCUUUGUGAUCAUAUAUUUUGGAAGGAUAAUGAAGCAAAGAUUUAUGAGUUCCUUAGUAAUUUAUAUCGAAUGCCGGUAAUAACUGACGUUUAUUGUAAUAUAUUUAGAGAAGCUAUAAUUUGUUCGAGAAACAAGCCUUAUUUUGAUAAUAAAGCCAUUUGGACGAAGUAUGUUGGGAUGCGAAAAUAAUGAAAUCGUGAGCGAAAGUGUAUUUGCGUUAAGAAUUAAAUACUUGUUAUAAAACAAUAAUUAAGCUGCCGUUAAAGAAGAAAUUGUUAAUCUUUUAUAUUUUUUAUGACAAAUUUUGUUCACGUUUUGUAUAUUUUUUAAAAUUAUGAAAUACCGAAUAAAAAACUUCCUUUAAUUUAAA
Molecule: messenger RNA, 4101 nt
Organism: Eupeodes corollae
Lineage: Eukaryota; Metazoa; Arthropoda; Insecta; Diptera; Syrphidae
Product: focadhesin
Exons: 9
Coding region: 294-3920 (1208 amino acids)
Biological process (GO): regulation of post-transcriptional gene silencing
Source: RefSeq, a predicted model, not a curated record